Molecule: messenger RNA, 2446 nt
Organism: Medicago truncatula (barrel medic)
Lineage: Eukaryota; Viridiplantae; Streptophyta; Magnoliopsida; Fabales; Fabaceae
Product: protein NRT1/ PTR FAMILY 1.2
Exons: 4
Coding region: 260-2158 (632 amino acids)
Biological process (GO): transmembrane transport
Cellular component (GO): membrane
Molecular function (GO): transmembrane transporter activity
Source: RefSeq, a predicted model, not a curated record
AUAGGACACACAGAGGGACAGUGCAUUACAGAUAUGCAUUUUUAGCAAAUGCAUUCACACCACAUGAACACGCAAAAACGUUUGCAAUUCGCAAGCAUCGACAUCUUUUCACACCAAACUUCAAUCAAAAUCCAAUUAUUUGCAUGGACAUUGCUACUUUAAAUAAACACUUCACUCUUCUUGUCUUUCCAUCUUCCUUUUACAUAUAUACGAUAGGAAGGAAUAUCUUGGUUUGGUAGUGACAUUACAAUAAAAAAACAUGGACAAGGAACUUCAACUUUGUUCUGUUGACGAUGAUGAAAUGGUUUCUCAACAACCUCAAAGACGCAAGGGUGGUCUUAUCACCAUGCCUUUCAUCAUUGCUAAUGAGGCACUUGCAAGGAUGGCAAGUUUGGGACUAUUGCCCAAUAUGAUAUUGUAUUUCAUGGGAAGUUACAGGCUUCAUCUUGCCAAAGCUACUCAGAUUCUUCUCUUAUCCUCUGCAGCUAGCAAUUUCACACCUGUGGUUGGUGCUUUUAUUGCAGAUUCUUAUCUCGGUCGGUUCCUCGGUGUUGGAUUAGGUUCAUUUGUCAGCUUCCUGGGAAUGGGAAUGUUGUGGUUAACAGCCAUGAUCCCAGCGGCACGGCCGCCUCCGUGCAACAAUCCAACAAAAGGCUGUAAAUCAGCAACAACAGGUCAAAUGGCAAUGUUACUCUCCGCCUUUGGUCUCAUGUCAAUAGGAAAUGGUGGUCUUUCAUGUUCCAUAGCAUUUGGUGCAGACCAAGUGAAUAGAAAAGAUAAUCCCAAUAAUCAUAGGGUUUUGGAAAUAUUCUUCAGUUGGUAUUAUGCUUUCACAACUAUUUCUAUCAUACUAGCUCUCACUGUAAUUGUAUAUAUCCAAGAGCAUCUUGGUUGGAAAAUUGGUUUUGGUGUUCCAGCAGCACUCAUGCUUUUAUCUACUAUCUGUUUCUUUCUUGCUUCUCCUCUUUAUGUCAAGAUCACAAAAAGAACCAGCUUGAUUACUGGUUUUGCACAAGUCACUACUGCUGCUUAUAAGAACAGAAAACUUCAAUUACCACCUAAGAACUCACCUCAAUUUUACCAUCACAAAAAGGACUCAGAUCUUGAUCUUGUUAUUCCAACUGAUAAACUAAGGUUUCUGAACAAAGCUUGUGUUAUUAAGGAUCAUGAAAAAGAUAUAGCCUCAGAUGGUUCAGCAAUAAAUCCUUGGAGACUCUGCACAGUAGAUCAAGUAGAAGAACUAAAAGCCCUUGUUAGAGUUAUUCCAUUAUGGUCUACAGGGAUCAUGAUGUCUCUUAACAUUGGUGGAUCAUUUGGAUUGCUGCAAGCUAAAUCCUUAGACAGACAUAUCACCUCAAACUUUGAAGUACCAGCAGGAUCUUUUAGUGUUAUCAUGGUAGGUUCAAUAUUUAUAUGGAUAGUACUCUACGACCGUGUUCUUAUUCCUCUAGCAUCAAAGCUAAGAGGGAAACCAGUUAGGAUCAGUCCAAAGAUAAGAAUGGGAAUUGGGUUGUUUUUAAAUUUUCUCCACUUGGUAACUGCAGCUGCUUUUGAGAGUAUAAGGAGAAAAAAAGCAAUUCAGGCAGGAUUUUUGAAUGAUACUCAUGGCGUGUUGAAAAUGUCUGCAUUGUGGCUUGCACCUCAACUUUGUUUGGGUGGUAUAAGCGAAGCAUUCAAUGCUAUUGGCCAAAAUGAAUUCUAUUACAAAGAGUUUCCGAGGACUAUGUCUAGUAUUUCUGCUUCCCUUUGUGGAUUGGGAAUGGCUGCAGGAAACUUGGUAUCUUCUUUUGUAUUCAACACUAUAGAAAACGUUACUUCGAGAGGAGGAAAAGAAGGGUGGAUUUCUGAUAAUAUUAACAAGGGUCGUUACGACAAGUACUAUAUGGUUAUAGCUGGAGUUAGUGCUCUUAAUUUGCUGUAUUUUUUAGUUUGCAGUUGGGCUUAUGGACCUACAGUUGAUCAAGUAUCUAAGGUGAGCGACGAAAAUGAUUCCAAGGAGAAAGAUUCAACUGAAUUCAAGAAGGUGAAUCCACUAUUUGAUGAAACUAGUUCAAAUGGGAAAGAGUUAACAGAAAUCAAGAAUGGUGGUCAGGCUGAGAAAGUAUUCAAGAUUAGUGAAGAAAAUGGAUCAAAGGAGGAAGAGUUAACCAAGGAUUAAUGAGGUUAAUUCAGAUAGAGAUGUUGAAGUGGCAAAAAUGUAUGGUUAGUAUAUAUGUUGAACUCUAGUCAGCUUGUUAGAUUAUAGAGCAAAAGUCCUGAAUAGGAAAUGAUCAUGAUUCACACUCAAAUUGGAUAGUCAUAUAUUCCUUUAUCCUGUUUGUUUUGAUAAGUAUUAGUCACAGAUAUGGGUAGGCAAUAUAUAUUUAAAAUUUGCUUAUGUAUACCCUUUUUGAUAGAGAAAUAUUAUUUAAACAACCAAAACUUGCCAACUUAUUUGACAAUCGAA